This is a messenger RNA of Phyllopteryx taeniolatus (common seadragon), 4011 nucleotides long. RefSeq names its product kinesin-like protein KIF2A. Lineage: Eukaryota; Metazoa; Chordata; Actinopteri; Syngnathiformes; Syngnathidae. The transcript has 21 exons. Gene Ontology annotation, biological process: microtubule-based movement. Bases 171 to 2360 code for a protein of 729 amino acids. Gene Ontology annotation, molecular function: microtubule binding; microtubule motor activity; ATP binding. The record is from RefSeq and is a predicted model, not a curated record.
UGACGCUGGCUUUGGCGACCGCCGCGCAUGCGCACUGGCGCCCCUCUCCGCCUCUGCCUGGCGACCAGCGGCCAACACAACUUGGCACGGGCGAGCCCACCAAAUUACGCUUCAAUUUCAAAAUAAAAUAUAAUAAGAAAAGAAUACGGCGCUCGGGGAGAGCGGGCGCGAUGGCCGCCAUCUACGGGAAGAUAUUUGUGGGCAUCUACGUGGAGAUAAAACGGAGUGACGGACGAAUACACCAGGCGAUGGUCACGUCGCUGCACGAGGACAACGACAGUGUGACGGUGGAGUGGAUCGAGAACGGCGACACCAAAGGAAAAGAGAUCGACCUGGAGAGCGUCUUCGCCCUGAACCCGGAUCUGGCUCCCGAGGAGGAAGUAGCCCCGAGUCCCGAGACUCCUCUUCCUCCUUCCAACGCAGCCAAGACCAGCAAAGUACCCAAGACCCGACGAGUUACCGCCAUACCCAAACCUGAGAACCCCCCGCGGGAGAACAGAGCCGCGGCAGUGGGAACCACCCGGGCCCGUCCGAGCCAGCACAGCCAGCCCGCCGAGCCCCCUCCCCCGUCCAUCACCACCCAGCCCGCAGCAGCCAACCAAUCACUGAUCCAGCAGCAGAAUGCGCGAAGGAAGUCCAACUGCGUGAAGGAAGUGGAGAAGCUGCAGGAGAAGCGAGAGAAGCGCCGACUUCAACAACAGGAGCUCAGAGAAAAACGAGCGCAGGAAGUGGACGUCAACUUGCCAAACUACGAGAUCAUGUGCAUGAUCCGAGACUUCCGGGCCAGUCUGGACUACCGGCCUUUGACUUCCAAUGACCUGAUUGAGGAACAUCGGAUAUGCGUGUGCGUGCGUGCGCGGCCCCUCAACAAAAAAGAGCUGUCCGUCAAGGAUCUGGACGUGAUCACCAUUCCCAGCAAAGACGUGGUGAUGGUCCACGAGCCCAAGCAGAAGGUGGACCUGACGCGCUACCUGGAGAACCAGACCUUCCGUUUCGACUACGCCUUCGACGAGAACUCCACCAAUGAGAUGGUCUACAGGUUCACCGCUCAGCCGCUGGUCGAGACCAUUUUCGAGCGGGGAAUGGCCACCUGCUUCGCGUACGGGCAGACAGGAAGUGGAAAAACGCACACCAUGGGAGGGGACUUCUCGGGGAAGAACCAGGACUGCUCCAAAGGCAUCUACGCACUGUCCGCCAGAGACGUCUUUCUCAUGCUGAAGAAGCCGAUCUACAAGAAGCUGGACCUCCAAGUCUUUGCCACGUUUUUUGAGAUCUACAGCGGGAAGGUGUUCGACCUGCUGAACCGCAAAGCCAAGCUGCGUGUGCUGGAGGACGGCAAGCAGCAGGUGCAGGUGGUGGGGCUGCAGGAGCGGGAGGUGAAAGGCACGGAAGACGUCCUCAAACUGAUCGAAGUGGGAAACAGCUGCAGGACGUCCGGUCAGACCUCGGCCAACGCCCACUCCUCGCGCAGCCACGCCGUCUUCCAGAUCAUCCUGCGGCGGCGGGGCAAGAUGCACGGGAAGUUCUCCCUCAUCGACCUGGCGGGCAACGAGCGGGGCGCCGACACGUCCAGCGCCGACCGCCAGACGCGGCUGGAAGGCGCCGAGAUCAACAAGAGCCUGCUGGCCCUCAAGGAGUGCAUCCGAGCUCUGGGUCGGAACAAACCUCACACUCCCUUCCGGGCCAGCAAGUUGACUCAGGUGCUGAGGGAUUCGUUCAUCGGAGAGAACUCUCGGACCUGCAUGAUCGCCACCAUCUCUCCCGGAAUGGCGUCCUGCGAAAACACCUUGAACACGCUCCGAUACGCCAACAGAGUGAAGGAGUUCGGGAUCAGUCCCUCGGACAUUCCCUUCUCGCAGAGCGCUCGCUCCGACCUUUCUCCGACUUACGAGGUGAAAGAGCUGUCGGUGGAGCCGGCGGCCACCACGGACCCUCUCGCGGGCGGACACGCCAACCAGCUGGACGUCCUGGAGGCCCAGUGGGGCGUGGGCAGCUCCCCGCAGAGAGACGACCUCAAGCUGCUGUGUGAACAGAACGAGGAGGAGGUCUCCCCGCAGCUCUUCACCUUCCAUGAGGCGGUGUCGCAGCUGGUGGAGAUGGAGGAGCAGGUUCUGGAGGACCACAGGGCUGUCUUCCAGGAGUCCAUCCGCUGCCUGGAGGACGAGAAGGUGCUGCUGGAGAUGACAGAGGAGGUGGACUACGACGUGGAGUCGUACGCCACGCAGCUGGAGCAAAUCCUGGAGCAGAAGAUCGACAUCCUCACCGAGCUGAGAGAUAAAGUCAAGUCCUUCCGAUGUGCGCUGCAGGAGGAGGAGCAAGCGAGCCAACAAAUCACACCCAAGAGGCCUCGUGCACUUUAGACACACACAUUGAAAUAUCCAAAAGGGAGGCAGCAGCUCGUCUUUUUUGUGUGUCAUCUCUGCUCAACACACUUAAUCAGCAUCAUCAUCAUCAUCAUCAUCACCCACCUGCAGACCCUCCUUUGUAUUCCAGUCUUUCCACAGUUGGUACAUAUCUUUUUUUUUUUUUUUACAUUUAUUAUUUAUUUUUGCUAGCCAACGAGGCUUUGCACUUAGGCGACUAUGUGACAUUUGAGGCUGACUGAUAUUGAAGCUUGUUCACUGCAUAUUUAGUAUUCGACCGGUUUGGGUUGGUUUUAUUGCCGCGAACUGUGAAACUGCACCGCGUUGAACGCAAUAAAGGCCCCGGUUAUCAUUUUUAAAAAAUGACAUAAAAGUGUUAUUUGAAAGAAAUUUGUUUUCCAAAAUAAAGUUCUUAGCUGUCCUUAAAAAUGAUGUGACUAUUUGAUUGAAAAUAUGUGACAAUUUGAUUGUCCAAAGGCCACAAUUAGUCAUAAAAAUUACAUGAAACUUUAAUUUAAAAAAACUAAACAUUAAUUAUCCUUAAAAAUGAAACAAGAAUUUCAUUUUUCAAAUAUUUCUUUUCCAAAAAAGACCCCAAUUAUUUUUAAAAAUUACAUUACAUUUGGAUUUGAAAAUAAUGUAAAAUUUGCUUCUCUAAAAUAAAUGCCUCAAUCUUCAAAAUUAAAUGAAAGACUAUUUCAAAAAAAUAUAUAUAUGAAAACCAAAAAAUUUUAAUCUCAAUAAAAUUUUAAUUUAAUUUAAAAACUAUUUUUCCAAAUAAAGACCCCAAUUAUCCUUAAAAAUUACAUUUGGAUUUGAAAAUAAAAUUGUCCAAAAUAAAGGCCAAAAUCAUCUUUAAGAAUGAUUUUUAAUGUAAAUGUAAUUCAAAAACAUGAAAAUUAGAAUAUAUUAAAAAUAAAGGCCUAAACUGUACUUAAAAAUGCAACUGACAUGUUAUUUGAAAACACAAAAUUUCACAAUUAUCCUUAAAUGACAUGUUUGAAUUUUUUUCCCCCAAAAAUAAAUCCCAACAUUUUUCCUUAAAAUUUACACUGAAUUUGGAUCGCAAGAAUUGUGAAUUUCCAAAAGACCUCAAUCAUCCUUAAGGGCGACGUGAAAAGUUAACUUAAAAAAUUACGUUCCAUAAUAAAAGCCUUCAAUAUCCUUAUAAAUGACAUAAUUUGAUAAAAAAAAAAAAUAAAAGUGACUGAAAUGGGAAACGGAUUUUAUCCAGUAUAUCACAAAAAAAUAUUGUCCCCUCCGUAUUUAGUGAAGGAGCGGUAUUAAAUGUGAUCUUAAAAAGUGUUAAUAUUCAGCGUGUUUUUCGCCGAGCUGAGCCAAGUCGGUACAAUGUGCAGUUGAAAAGGGGUCUUCGUUUGUUUACACUACACUUUAUGUGUAUAAAGGUUUUCUAGCAUCUUUUAUAAGAAGUGUGUGUGGGAGGGACGUAAAAAAAACAAAACCCAAAAACAAUGAAGAAGAGCCACUGUGUUUGCAUUGAUUCUGUCCUUCAUCGAGCCGGUGAUGAGCUGUAAGCUCGCACUGCAUCAAAGGGCCUGUCGGGGUCGCUGUAAUCAAACGUUCACGCUCAAAACUGAGUUUCAUUUACUGUAAUAAUAGUCAUAAUAAUAAAAAGCUACUUCCUGUG